GGCAGCCGGGGCCGGCUCCGGGGCUAGCGGGGGAGGCAGCUUCAUAUUUCCUGUUGCAAGUGGAAUAGGACCCCCUCAAGGUCUGAUGCCAAUUCAGCAACAAGGAUUUCCAAUGGUUUCUGUUAUGCAGCCUAAUGUGCAGGGCAUGAUGGGAAUGAAUUACAGUUCUCAAAUGUCUCCAGGACCUAUUGCCAUGCAGGGAGGGAUAACAAUGGGCCCAAUGACAGCAGCAGGAAUGCCUUACAUGGGACAAGCUCCUUUUUUAGGGAUGCGUCCCCCAGGUCCGCAGUAUAACCCUGACAUGCAAAAGCAGUUUGCAGAAGAGCAACAAAAACGAUUUGAACAGCAGCAAAAACUCUUAGAAGAAGAAAGAAAACGACGCCAAUUUGAAGAACAGAAACAAAAACUCAGACUUCUAAGUAGCGUCAAACCCAAGACAGGAGAGAAGAGCAGAGAUGAUGCUUUGGAAGCCAUAAAAGGGAACUUAGAUGGAUUUUCCAGAGAUGCUAAGAUGCACCCCACUCCAGCAUCACACCCCAAGAAACCAGGCCCUUCCCUGGAGGAGAAGUUCCUAAUGUCUUGUGAUUUAAGUACGUCUGGGCAGAUGCAAAUUAAAUUAAAUACUUCUGAAGCUGGGCACAAAACCUCAGGCUCAGCUGCCAAUAAGAGUCAUCCCAGUUUAACAGCCAAUAACGGGGGUGCUAUAGUUGGACAUGUAAAUGGUGCUGCCAUCAUUGCAGAGGCAGAAAAGACUUCAGACCAAAACCUGUCAGUUGAAGAGAGUGGUGUGGGUGUAUUCCCUUCACAAGAUCCAAUCCAGCCUAUGAUACCUUCUUGGAUUUAUAAUGAGAGCUUAGUCCCAGAUGCAUAUAAGAAGAUUUUAGAAACAACUAUGACUCCAACUGGAAUAGAUACCGCUAAACUUUAUCCCAUACUGAUGUCAUCUGGGCUUCCUAGGGAAACCCUUGGACAAAUUUGGGCCUUAGCCAAUCGUACUACCCCUGGAAAACUUACUAAAGAAGAACUCUAUACUGUUCUAGCUAUGAUAGCUCUAACUCAGAGGGGGGUGCCUGCAAUCAGUCCUGACACAUUGAACCAGUUCCCAACUGCUCCUGUCCCAAAUCUGAGUGGCUUUCCUAUGACUCUUACUACCCCAGUGAGUCAACAGACUAUGAUGCCUUCUGGUCCUACAGUCUCUAUGCCUCUUACCAUUGGACAACCAGUCAUGGGUAUUAACCUAGUUGCACCAGUGGGUGGAGCUCCAGCCCAAGGUUCCAGUGGCUUUGUGCCAGCUUACCCAGCAAAUCAGGUAGUAAAACCAGAAGAAGAUGACUUCCAAGAUUUUCAAGAUGCUUCAAAGUCAGGAUCACUUGAUGACUCAUUUACUGAUUUCCAAGAGAUGCCUGCUUCUUCAAAAACAGCUAAUUCCCAACAUGGGAGCAGUGCCCCUUCUUUGAUACCACUUCCAGGAACAAAAGCACCACCUUCAACAGAUAAAUAUUCUGUAUUUAAAGGAAUUGCUGUUGAUAAGACAUCUGAAAAUGCAGCUCCAUUUGGAGAACAUGGAGACAAAUACAGUGCUUUCAGAGAAUUAGAACAGCCAGCAGAAAAUAAGUCCCUAGGAGAUAGCCUUGCAGAAUUCAGAUCUACAGGAACUGAUGAUGGUUUCACAGAUUUUAAAACAGCCGACAGCAUAUCACCACUAGAACCGUCAAUAAAAGACAAAAUGUUUCCAAUACCCUUCCCCUCUUUAACUGUACAACAGAAACAACAAACACAAGCUAAAAAUCAUCUGAACUUGGCAGACUUAGAUAUGUUUUCCUCUGUUGGUGCCCCUGGUGAGAAACCACUUUCUUUUCCAGAUGCAUUUAGCUCAUCAAAAUCAUUGUCCAUGCGGCCACUCCCAACAACUGCUGCUGCAACCACUACAACAUCAGCACCAACUAAAAAUUCUAGCUUAGCUGAUGACUUUGGAGAAUUCAGCCUUUUUGGGGGAUAUUCCAGUUCAGCAUCUGUUGGGGGACAGGAUGACUUUGCAGAUUUUAUGGCUUUCAAUAAUAGCUCCGGCUUGUGUGAGCAUAAGGCAGAUGAUAAAUACGAUAUUCUUAAAGAAGAAGCUAGCACUGUUCCUCUGACUGGCAGCAUAGGCAACACAAUGAGAAAUGGGCAAAACUCUUCAACUGCUGCUCCAACCAAAUAUGAUGUCUUCAAACAGCUUUCUCUGGAGGGCUCUGGAAUAGGUGUUGAGGAGUUGAAAGAUAGUACCCCUCCAGGGAAAAGUGAUGACGACUUUGCUGACUUCCAUUCAAACAAAUUUUCAUCUCUGUGUGGUAAUUCAGAUAAAUCUCUGGUGGAAAAAGUGGUAGCUUUCAGGCAUGCCAAAGAAGACUCUGCUUCAGUGAAGUCUUUGGACCUGCCUUCCAUUGGUGGUAGCAGUGUUGGCAAGGAGGACUCUGAAGAUGCGCUAUCUGUCCAGUUUGACAUGAAACUAGCUGAUGUAGGAGGAGAUCUUAAGCAUGUCAUGUCUGAUAGCUCUUUGGAUUUGCCCACAGUUAGUGGCCAGCAUCCGCCUGCAGCAGAUGUCGACGACUUAAAGUAUGCUACUUUGGGGACUUAUGGUAGCAAUUCUGCAGGGAGUACCCUUGCAAGCUAUGACUGGUCUGACAGGGAUGAUGCUUCUCCUGGCAGAAUGCUGUCUCCGUUUGCCCUCUCAGCAGGAAGUGGUUCCUCCUCAGCUACUUCAAUUCUUCAGAAGAAAGAGACUUCAUUUGGCAGUUCAGAAAACAUUACCAUGACAACAGUUUCCAAAGUGACGACCUUUCCAAGUGAUGAUACUCUCCCCGAGGCUACGUUUUCAGCUUUUGAAAACUUUAAAAAUAGUAUUUCCCAGCCCGUUGAACAAAGAGACAUCAAGAGUGGGGAUUUCAUAAAAACACAGGACCUACCCGCAACCGAACAGAGCCAAGAAACCAUGUAUUCAGUGUCAGUUGCCAGUGUUGUAUCUCAGGAAACUCCAAAAGAAUGCCCUGAUGACUUUGGAGAGUUUCAAAGUGAAAAGCCCAAAAUCAGUAAAUUUGACUUUCUGAUGGCUAAUACACAAAGCAAGAUGAAAUCUAGUGAAGAAAUGAUCAAAAAUGAACUGGCUACUUUUGACCUCUCCGUUCAAGGGUCUCACAAGAGAAGUUUGAGCCUUGGUGAUAAAGAAAUAAGCCGUUCCUCUCCAUCUCCGGCUUCAGAGCAACCUUUCAGAGAUCGUUCCAACACUCUCAGUGAAAAGCCUGCUCUGCCUGUUAUCCGGGAUAAAUACAAAGACCUAACUGGGGAGGUGGAAGAGAGUGAAAGAUAUGCUUAUGAAUGGCAGAGAUGUUUGGGAAGUGCUCUACAUAUCAUUAAGAAGGCAAAUGACACUCUAAAUGGAAUCAGUAGUUCAUCUGUUUGCACAGAAGUAAUUCAGUCAGCACAGGGCAUGGAAUAUUUAUUAGGUGUUGUCGAGGUAUACAGGGUAACCAAACGCGUGGAGCUAGGAAUCAAGGCUACUGCAGUGUGUAGUGAAAAUCUUCAGCAGCUGCUGAAGGACAUUGAUAAGACAUGGAACAACCUGAUAGGGUUCAUGUCACUUGCCACACUCACGCCAGAUGAAAACUCGUUGGAUUUCUCAUCCUGUAUGCUGCGUCCUGGGAUUAAAAAUGCUCAGGAACUUGCCUGUGGGGUAUGCCUACUGAAUGUCGAUUCAAGGAGCCGAAAUGAAGAGAAACCUGCAGAAGAGCAUCCUAAAAAAGCAUUCAAUUCUGACACAGACAGUUUCAAACUGGCAUAUGGAGGACAUCAGUAUCAUGCAAGCUGUGCCAACUUCUGGAUCAACUGUGUAGAGCCCAAACCUCCAGGACUCAUCCUGCCAGAUCUACUCUAAGAAGGCCUUCCAUCAAGCACCAGCUUUUUCUUGCCUUGCCCCAGGUAGUGAGGGGACCAGUAAAUGAGUAAUGCAAACUAAUUUCCAUGAGUCCAUAUAAGGAACUUCCCAAGAGGCACAAAAGGAUGGAUGAUACAAACCAUUACUGGUAUCUCCAACUGUUGAUCCCACUUAGGGUCUGGGAUAAAGUAAUUAACAUUCUAUGAGAGCCACCCCAUGAUGCAAAGCUACUGUUAAGACAAGGGAGAUAAUUACCAUUCUGUAUCUGUCUUACCUUAGCCCUGCCCAGACUGUGUUAGACAUAGACACCACAGGUCUGUAAAUUUCUCAUUCUCUUACAAUGUUUUAAUAUACAGAUGAUCAUUUUUCUCUAAGGAAGUAUUUGCUGCUAUGGUUUCAAAAUUGAAUAACUGACAGAAGAAAUACCAUUAUAGAACUAGAAAUUAUGAAAAUCCUGUCUGCUUAUUUAGAUAUAGAAAUGAUAUUUGUCCUGUGGGAUAAAAAUGCAUUUCUUUGCUUCAAAUUUGUUUAAAAGGAUUAAAAAUGGGGCAGCUAGGUGGCACAGUGUAUAGAACAGUGGCCUUGGAGUCAGGAGGACCCAAGUUCAAAUCCAGU
This is a messenger RNA of Vombatus ursinus (common wombat), 4525 nucleotides long. It is a transcript of the gene SYNRG, whose product is annotated as synergin gamma. The transcript has 22 exons. Gene Ontology annotation, cellular component: clathrin coat of trans-Golgi network vesicle. The coding region runs from base 86 to 3910 and encodes 1274 amino acids. Gene Ontology annotation, molecular function: protein binding. The record is from RefSeq and is a predicted model, not a curated record. Lineage: Eukaryota; Metazoa; Chordata; Mammalia; Diprotodontia; Vombatidae.